Messenger RNA from Pecten maximus, 2175 nucleotides. RefSeq names its product serine/threonine-protein phosphatase 6 regulatory ankyrin repeat subunit A-like. NCBI's taxonomy places the organism in Eukaryota, Metazoa, Mollusca, Bivalvia, Pectinida, Pectinidae. Gene Ontology annotation, molecular function: protein binding. The transcript has 4 exons. The coding region runs from base 145 to 1611 and encodes 488 amino acids. The record is from RefSeq and is a predicted model, not a curated record.
GAUAGUACGUGUUUGCAUAACUCAUCGUGCACUCGGAACUCCUCAACUCAUAUUGGUGUAUUGGUUUGAUUUUACAUGACUCCGGGAUAGAAAUUGAUGAUGUAGGAGAAAGUACUAUUGUGAGAUUCCUAGCACACUAUCAGUAUGUAUCGUUUCUACGACGGGAACGAAGAGGAUCCUGACGAACAAGAGGAGGACGAAGAUGAAGAAAGCGACGAAGAAGAUGAAGAGGAGGAGGAAUACGAUUAUGCAAUCGAGCUAUACCGCGCCAUAGAGAGAGAUGACAGAAACGAAUUACGCCGACUCCUAGACAAUGGCGCCGACCCGGGGUUGAAACCUUUCGAGGACAAAUCGAGAGCACUUCUCCAUAUUUGUUGUGAUAAGGGACAUAUAGAAUGUGCGACCAUUUUGUUGGACCAUGGUGCUGCAAUCACUGUUACAGAUGAAUGGGGCAUGACGUCACUGAUGUACUGCAUGGUGAGACAGGACAUGGGGAUGGCAAAGAUGUUGUUAUCACGUGACUCAGAAAUGGUGCACUGCCGCGAUAUUGAGGGCAAAUCCGCUCUUCACAUGGCCAUCGAAACAGGACAACCAGAAUUUGUAGAGCUCUUACUGAAAAACUCCGCAAAUGUUAACUCCUUUACCGACAACGGAAUCACACCACUCAUGGUGCUGUGUAUGGACUCAAACAUUGAGAACAAAACCACGUUGGCGCGCAUGCUCAUUGAAGCUGGUGCUGAUGUUUCUAUGAGGGACUACAAGUGCAAACGAACCGCCCUGCACAAUGCAGUUAUAAACGGAAAUUUCGAGCUUUUCGAAAUAUUGUUAGGCGCAGGCUCCGAUCCAAACAUACUAGAUGUAACCGGAAGAAGCCCAUUGACCAAUCUUAUCUGUAGGCAUGCGCGGAUUACGGACCGACAACCGGAUAUUAGUGAUGACGUCUUGGCUGCCGCCAUUCAGCUGAUACAAGCCGGGACUAAUCUCAACAACAACAUGUGUGAAUACAGCAACCCUUUGGUCAAUGCUGCAUUUGUCAAAGCCUCAAAGUUAAUACGAGUCAUCCUCGACUAUGGAGCGGACCCGGAUGUUACAUUUCGGAGCGGCACUACCGCCCUACUUGUGUCGGUGAUGAAGCGUGACCUGCCAUGCAUACGAGCUCUACUGGAGUGGAACUGCCGACUUGAUAUGAAGGGACGAGUCGCCUUUAACAAAUAUGACGAACUCGUACUUGACCCUAUGGAGCUAGCGAUUGAAAAGGGAUAUUGGGAUGUCGCUGUGACUCUGGUGUCGGCCGGAUAUUGCGUCAGUCGACUACCAUAUCUCAGACUGGGUUUCACCGGAAACACUCCUAAAUCGCUCACACAGAGCCCGGGAAUGUACGCGUUCCUUCAGUUCCAGGCUAGCAACCCUCUGUUAUUAUUUCAUUCGGCAAUACUCGCUAUUUUCAAGGCUCUGAAUAGAAACACCAAUGUCAAAUUAGACCAACUUCCGAUUCCGGAAGCUAUAAAAAGGCUGAUGCGCAAAGGCGAGUUUUGUGACCCAGAGAACGGAGGGAAUUCGAAGGAUGUUGAUUCGCUCAAAUUUUAUUUCAAAUCUAUGGCAUUUGUGUAAUUACAUACUUUUUGAAUGGCAUGGUAAUAAUAUCAAAGUUUUUGCUAUACUUUUGUUUACCCCAGAGAAUUCUAAAGCAUUUAUUUGUGUAAUUACUCACAGCUUAUCGAUAAAUUAGUAGUCUGUAAAACAAUUGAAACUCUUUUAGUAGAGCAAAAACAGACAGAUGGAUGUCCGGAUGGACGGACAGAGUUAAGGAAUAGAAGCUAAAGAAAAUCACUGUAUUAUUCUGAGGGGGUACUAUUUCCAGAAAUGCGCCAAGUACACGAGUUUGACGGUACUGUUGUAUUGUAAUGAACAGCUUGCCGUUAUAUUAUCCUCUCAUACAGUCGUUAACACUUCACCUUGUAGGAGUCACGUUAUAAAACAGCUUUGAUGUAUUGUUACAUGUUUGUGUAUUUCGUAUGACGUCAGUCAGGUUUGGAUGUCAAACGGCAUUCGUUGUAAUCAUUUCUAUAAUGUGUCUCGUUUAAUUGUGGAGCAGGCCUUUGUAGUGUUGUAAUAACUUCUGUCCUAUCUUUAUGUUUUGUUUGUGCAAUAAAUCAUAAGAUGUUAUGGAAAUCA